GAAAACUAGACACGUUCUCUAAAUACAUCUCUGGCUCAUCGUCAACUCAAGAAGUAAAGCUAAGAGUCGUGGUUCUUCAUGCGAUCAGAGGAUGUAACAAGGUUGAUAUGAGACUACUCGCCAUUUGUGCUUUUUUUAUCCAGGUAAGUUCAAGAAUAAGAUGUUCGCUGAAAACUGGAGGACAUGAAAUUUGCGUUUAACCACUCUACAUACUGUUGUCAUGUCACGUUAGAGACGCAAAAGCGAGUUAUGUUUUGUAUUUGUAUCUAAUUUGAUCCGCUUUGUCAUUCCUUUUUGUUUUUAACAGUACGUGCAUUCGUCUACUGUUGUUGACUACUACGACAAAGGCAAGUAUACUCUCCACAAAGAUAUAGGACCUUUUCGUGUCAGCUUCAAUGCUUUUGUUCCAACUGCAGUUCCUCGGUAAUUCAUUUUUGCUACCAAAGCCAGAUUAAGUCACUGUUUAUUAAAGCAUUGCUGGCGAGGUAAGAGAGAAGUGAAGACAAAGAUCUGUAUUAAAAUUUAACCUCUCAAGACAUAAUUUCAAAGUUAAGCAUUUAAUUCACUGUACAUGCAUGUUUGACGUAAAUGCUGUCAGCUGAAAAUCAAACAAACCUAACCAAACUUAGAUGCAAGAGUAAUACUGGCAGCUAGCACGAGUCUAAUUAUCCGUUCCUUUUGUAGGAACGAAUAUAUUCAUUUCAGUCGGUCAUAACAAAACGAAAUUCUUCCUGUGCCGUGAUAUAUCGUGACAUACCAGAAAGUUACGUUACCCAGUCAAACGUGUAUCUUUAGUCUAUCUGAUCACACAAAGUGUAACGAUCUAUGAUAGCAUGUUUUCGCAGGCCAAAAAUGUAAAGCAUUGCACGAAUAUGAAAAGAGUCAUAGAUUAUGGCGCAUAGUAAGGUAUGUGUAGCAAAAUGGAUUUUCGAAGAAUAUAGGUAACAGAAAGAUAGCAGCCAAACAAAGGAUUCAAAAGGGGCGAAAUGGGUUGCGAAACAAAAUGAGAUUUUGGGUCAUGAAAUAAGAUCCUUUCAUACACUUAGGCGCUUUGAAAUUGAAGUAACAAUCAAACUCCUAUUUUGUCGUUUCAGCUUCAAAAGACAAUGUUAAUGGUUACAAAAAAUAAAUUUUUUGUUUCGUUUGUUUUCAAGCUUGUUCUCUUCCUGAAGGACAUUUACCCACUUGAAGGAGUGGUAACCUUGAGCUUUUCAAUUGCUCAUUGGAUUUCAAAAAUCUUGUCAGAUACAUACAGCUGCCCAUCUUUGUUCACUAAUUCAUAAAUUUGCGGCACUUUUUGCCUCCCCAAAUGAACGAUAAUUUUACCUAUUUAAUUGUUCCACAUGGACACUCAAAUUUUAGCCAUUCUAAGCUAUGCUUUUGGAGCUGAAAUACAUGUUGAGAAAAACGAGGGUUUAAACUGUAGUUUUGGCAAUGCCUUGUUUUGCAAUGCAAACUACGCAGUUGAUGUUUGCGCAAAUGCCUCUGAGAGUAAUUACAAAUGAGAAAGAAGAGAAUAUUCAGCUCAAAAAAGAAAUUGAUUGCAAGGUGCUAAAAGCAAAAAGGAGGUGAAAUCUGUUCAUUGUGAAGACGUUUUCUGCAGUCUUAGAAAGAAAGUUACAACUAAAUCGCUUUUUGCCUUUGCUAAAAGGCAAACGCGUUAAAGAGGAGAAACAAAAUCGUUCUAAUGAAAUAUUCCCUUUCUUGUUUGAACAAAGUUAGGAAUUAUGAAAAGCUGUUUGGUAAACAGUAAUCAUGUCGCAUACUCAAAUGACUAUUAAUCUGGCAGAACAGUGUAAUUUCACUUUUUCGAAGCUAUUUUACAUCAGUGCAGGCAAUAUUUUUUACGACUUUCCUGAGUUUCACGAGGGGAGUGAUUUCUAACUUAAAGCAUGGAACAGGCUAAGAAAUAACAAUAUAAUAAUGCAUCAGUAUGGUAAAAUAUUUUGCUUUGAUGAAUGUUAUGCGGUCCACACUUUUGUUCAGUCAUCAAAAGAUGCCUCUGAUUAUCAUGAAUAUUCACUUUUUUUUUUUACUUUCUUUUCUUUUUUGUCUCAAUUCGUUUAUACCGUUCGGUGAAAAUUGAGCUUGAAGUUCCCUUUAGUGACCCCUUCUCACGCUGGAAAGUUGAAUACAAAUACAUGGAUAAAUAGAAAAUAAUAAUAAAAAAACACCAAAAUCGGAAAUAUUUUAACAUAUGCUUAAUUUCAAGUAUUUGUGUAUGAUGGUUUUGGUAAAAAUAAAUAAAUAUUCAGCGUUACAAAAUCGCCGUCCAUUGGAGACAAAUUUUCUUUUCUCCAUCAGCUAUCUUUUUAGCCCGUUUCGCUGUUCUGAACUACACCAGAGUUUGAAUUAUUAUUUCGUAUUUCAUAGAUGGUGUUGGAAAUAAACUAUAUAUUUCUAUUCUUCCAGAUUUUUGUAUUGGUAAAUCAUCUGGUUUGCAUGCAGACCCCGAAGACUGCAGGGCUUAUUAUGACUGUUCCCACGGUAAAACACGACAUCGCACAGGGCUGUCCACCGGACUUAUGUUCGAUCCACAAAACAGGCAUUUUGUUCAUUCGUGGGAAAUGGAUUGUCCAGUCAAAAAAGGUAUUACGUUAACAGACAUUUAAUAAUAAUAAUAACCUUUAUUUAUUACCUUUGGCGAUAAGAAUUACGGUAAUAUUACAAUAAAAAUUCAAAACACUACAUAUUAUAUAUACAUAUCAAAUCAAGUUAAGUUUAGCACCUCUAGGAACAAAUGAGAACUAUGAGGACUUGAUCAAGAACACACUCUCUUGCUCGAUUGACUAAACAAUGAUCAUUAUUACAGGGUAUUGCAGUCCUCUAGGCGCCCACCAAGGAAGCGACCUUAAAAUAAGUUCAGAGUAUCCCCAGCUACCGAUUUUUCGCCAAUACCCAUCACCAUUUCCUAAAACCAAAAUGCAUUAACUCACACUGUAUCUUUUUCUCUUGAAGUUUAUCGCGAACUCUGGAGAAAUGUCCCAGGUUCAUCCGUGGCUGAUUUAAAAGGAAGCAAUUUCUACCCGUGUGCUGCUUCCAAGACAGAAUUCCUCGACACAUUCUGUCUUUACAAAUCUUACCAGGAUGAUAGUUACGGUCAGAGGUUGAGAUCUUUCUUCAGAGCCCCAGAGACAGGCCAUUUCACCUUUCAAACUUCAUGUGAUAAUUCCUGUCAACUGUGGAUGAGCAUCAAUGAAUUACCAGCUGGAAAGCGGCUUAUCAUUGAUCAGCGUGUGUCAAGCAAAGCAUAUAGCUGGGAUGGGUACGUAUAUGUUGUGCAAAAAUGACUGACUGAUCGUGAGUUACCUCAGUAUUUUAUUAACCGACCGCUGACAGUCAAACAGACCAACUUUUUCCGCAUCGACUGGAUAGAGUGCGAUCUCACAGUGGCCCAUUUACGCAAUCAUUUGCCAAUGCAUUACGAGUAGCUCCAAAAGCAUUGUGCCGUGUGAUGACUGUGCAGGGUCGGCAAAACAAUAAUUUAAACGUAGCGGGAAAGUGUCCAUUUCUGUCGGGGUGUUAAGGCGUGCUUUCCAAGGAACUUUAUCUACAGUCCUCGAGCUGUGCUGUCAUGACUCCUACAAAAUUUUCAUCUUUGAUAAUUAUGCACUUAGAUUAAUUCCUGUAGCUUUCUUGAUUUUUCCAUCUUAGAGUUAUGGUUUUCUUGUAGAUCCGUCAAUCAAUUAUCAGGAAAGAUACACCUUGAGAAAGGCAAGCUGUACUACAUGGAAGUACUCCACAAAGAAGAUAGAUUGGCUGAUUUCAUUUGCGUCGGGGCCAAAUUUCCGACUUUAAAGAAAGAACAGCCUAUCUCAUCAAGGCACCUUGUCAUGAAUAGAACAGGUAAGAAGAGAAAAUUCAUUGAGACGAGCUACCUUUGUACCAAACUGGAGCUUUAAAUUUGUAAUCAUGAAUGACUUGGAACUUAAACCCGAGGAAUACAAAUGGUAUGUAUUUUAUUAUUUAACAUUUCUAUUUGAUUGCAGAACUGCAGCUUAUCGGUUGCAAAGGGAACAUACAACAACAUAACGUUGAAUGUCAAGAGGACACUUCCUGUGAAAGCCCCCAUCAAAAGGUACUUAUGAUGCUUUGUGCUAAUUUCUUUUUUUGAAAAAGCAAAGCUAAAUUCAAUGUAAACGUACCAUCCAUCCACACUCAAAUCAGAAAUGAUUAUUUUAAUAAUUUCAGUUAGAAGGUCUGUAGGGUUCUGUUUCAUUGCUGACCCUGACUAUUUUUAAAUGCCCUCAUCUAUAAAAAAGAGUUUGAGAAUAUGUACAUAUUGUCCGAGUGUGAAUGCCGAACGGGAUAAUAUAUGGCUCGAGGUCAUGACGUACGAAACGCGUGCAGUGAGGUCCGUGUUUCAUGACCGAGAGCGAACAAGCUCUUAUUUAGGAUACUUUUAAUUUUCCAUAUGUGAAGAAAUGAAUUGAAUUUUAUUAUGAAUAACAUUCAAUGCAGUUCUAGUUGGUCGUUUACAUGUUCUAGUUAGUUGGUGGAAGCGAUUUCACUGAUGCGCCAGGAAUAUGUGCCGAUUUGUCACAUUAGAGCUUCCAUAAGUUAUUUCUUAAUCAACGUUCUUUCAAGCUUAACAAAUUCAAGCAAUCAAUGGAUUCGUCGAUGCGAAGCUUGAGAUCAAUAUCAGCAGACGGAUCACCUUCGUCGCUAAAACAAAUCAAACAAGUCACGAAGGUUGGUAGUUAUAACUUGUGAAUGUAUUAUGCAAAUGUUCGCGUAUAUCACAGAGGAAAGGGAUCGAAAUGGACUGAUUGCUUAGUAUACUACGAAGUGCAGACGUUCCGAGAGUUUCUUGAGACCCAACAACUCCUCAUUCGCCCCUAACAUUUCUAAUUCAAAGUCUUGGAAACAUCUCUUCUUCAGAAAAUGGGAAAAAACAAUACCAUCAAUUCUUCGCUUUGCUUUCGAUUUGACUGAUCGGCUCCAACAUAUAUUUUCAACUUCUCACGCUUUGUAACCAGCACAGCAUAUCAAACCAAAAAAUUGCAUUAGAUAUCAAAAGUUUGCAACAAAGAGAGUUAGAAAUGAUUUUACUUAGCGGGUGACCCAAGGGAUAAUUCAAGUUUUGAUGAUUCUUAGCCAAUUCGGUAGAUGUGCCUGAGCAGAAUUUCAUUUAUUCCCUUUUCUUGGAAUGCAGGAAAGCACUAAAAUUAUAAACAGAAUUCUAGAGGACUCAAAGAAAGAGGAAUGGCGUGUGUCUAACAUGACGUCAGCUAUGGAAAUUGCUGAAAUCACAGAAACAUUUGGCAAAGAACUGGCUCACAAAUGGUCAAACGAUACAUCUGGUAUGGUCUCAUUGGAUGCUAACAUUGGUGAGUGAAUUUAUCAUCUACAUGUCCCUUUUGUCCUUUGUCCUAUAUUUAUUUAUGACAUUGAGCCCUCAGUAUGCAGUGAGCUGCUGGGCAACGAGCAUUUCUUCAAUACCGGUGCUUGCAAGGUAGCACCAUAGCAAAGAAAAUUUGGUAAUCGCUUAUGGCCAGAAAAUUUCGUUACUACGAUACGUGAUUAAAUGACUAUUGUCUGCAUUAGCUCUCCAGGCAUCAGUGUUGCCGUCCAACAGCUACAAAUUCUCAGUGGCUGAGUUUGACGUCAACUGGAGAGGGAUCAAAGAUAUCUUGGCUUUAAAAAUAACAAGUAAGUUAAAUAAGUAAGAUCGCACUCCCGCUUAUUUCGUGAAUUUGGGCCAUGAGCAUACACGUCGUCUUUAUUUUUUCUUAUUUUUGCAGAAGGGAGACCAGACAACAAAACGAAAGUUUUUAGCGUCAUUUACAAGAAUUUGCAUGAGUUCUUGCCAUCAAAUCCCGAGAAAAUCAUAGAGUAAGUAAAAUAAGCGUUUAUCUCUCUUGCUUCGCUUCUUUGUUAUCGCUGAACCUUUUCCCUCAAUUGUUUUUCUCACUAUCAUUGGCUGAGAGACCUCUUUACUACUGAGAAACAAAUCAUGUGAGCAUAGUUACUGCACAAGCCUGUCAGAGAACUGGCGAAGAUACAAUUGUUUCUCAUAAUGAUUAAUACUUUCGGAAAGCUCUUUUGUUGUUGUUUUUUUCUCCUAACUUGUAGGAAGCAAGCCUUUGAAGAGAAGUAUCUUGAACUUAACAGCCGAAUAAUAAGUAGCCUUAUCUACCCGCCAGCUGAUAGUCAAACUUUAGAGGUUCGGGUCACUUUUCAACAUCUUAAGGUAAGAUUGUUGCUGUAUAGAGGACUAACACCUCGAUUUUUAGCGGCCGUUUUUGGGUCAGGCCUAUUGUUUUUUAUGCCUACUUCUUUUGUGGACCAUUACUCAAAAUGAAAUAAAGAUCUUGGAUUGAUUCAUUGACAGGUCCUUCAUUCUUUCCUUUUCUUUUUAAUGGAAAUUUUUUUUACAGCACAAAUCGAAUGCCUCUCUUACGCCAGUUUGUGUGUGGUGGGACUUCGCUGCUGCGUGAGUACCAAGUCAGAUUUAGGCUGUAGAGCAAAGAUGUUCUGAUGUUAACAAGGAAAUUGUUUCUGAGCUUAAUAUCCAAUCUGAAAAAGAAGAAUCCGCCAAAUAGAGUCGGACCUAAAUUAGCCAUGUUACAUAACACUUCCACAAUUUUUCCUUUGAUAUAGGCAUGUAUGGAAAGUGUUUCCAACAUACAAUUUAGAGCUGCCUAACCUUAUCUCUUUUAGUAUCAGUUCAAAAGGUAUCACCAUGUCUGUAUCAAAGGCGUCGUUCCAUUUAAAAUGUACCAAUGAUUUUUUCUAUUUAAUUAGUUCUUUAAAACCAAUCAGGAAUAACAUAUACCCCUUCCAAUUAAUCUCCUCGGUUAAAACGCUGAAAAAAAGAAAAAGAAAAACUACUGAUAAAGAGAGAGCUAAAAAAGCUCCAAAUGAAUGAAACAACUUCGACUUUAGUCUUAUUGCAUUGUUCUCACGAUACCUGUAGGGGUGUAAAUGGAAGUGGUUUCUGGUCGACUAAAGGAUGCCAAGUAGACGAAGCUACUUCGAAUGAGACUCACUCCACAUGCAAAUGUAAUCAUCUCACCAAUUUUGCAGUGUUGAUGCAGGUUCAGUCGGAUUCAGACUUAGAGGUAGUGAUGGCGAAGAAGUUAUUUUAUCUUCGAUAGCUUGUUAUCUCGAGGCGACGAUGUGGAUAAUCAAGACAGAAACAUUAAACACGAACACAUCUCAACUUUGAGACGCUUCCAUUUUAACUAUCCAUGAACGAAAACUUCUUUCUUGUUCGGUGUUGCGUUCACGUGACCCUUAUUUUAUGGGUCUACAGGAUAUUAUCCAUUUUGCCAUGAGAAAGGUGUUCCUGACGUGAUACAGUAGCCCAUAAUAGCAGGCUGAAACUAUGAGAGUUGCUCUUCAUUUACUGUUUUAUCUAACGCCCCUUCUAUCUCUGAUACAUAUUGAGGAACAUUCAUUCCUUUUCAGGUGGAUAAGUCCCAUAAAAUAGCAUUGCAGAUCAUCACUUACGUGGGCUGUGGACUUUCCCUGAUUGGCGUCACUCUCACGGUCUUCAUAAUCGCUGCUUUUUCGUACGUGCCGUUGUCUUUCUUUUUUCCGUUGGCCCGUGUCUGCUUUGAAAUCUGCUUCAUUCAAAAUAUUUCUUCAGUGUUAAUAAUGAAAGAAUUUUUUAAAGGAAAAAUCAGAUUAAGACAUGUGCUUUGAGUGUGAAAUAUGAAAGGAAGAAUCCAUCGCUGUUCUCAAUUUAUGAUCCUUCGUCGUCGUCGUCAGUCAUCGCCAUUGUUAUUGGUUGUCUGAACUCUCUCUUACUCCAUUCUUGUUGUCGAAUUUCAAUUUGCGGGCUCCUAUGUGAUCCUGUGCCAGAAGAUUGUCGUUCGCGUCUAAAGAUAUUUAGACCAUCCGAAAUAUGUAGUUUCUUCAUUUAUUUUUUUCUGUUCUUCUUUUGUCUCGUGAUAUUCAAACUAAAAAGCAAAAGGCGUGAGGGAACUUUGAUUAUUUUCAUUACCACAGGGGUCUGCGCUCUGAGAGAAACCUUAUUCAUUUAAACCUGUCUCUGUCUAUUGGUACAUUUCAAAUAAUUUUCCUGGCAGGAAUUGAAGCAACUAGCAACGAGGUGGGUUGAAUACUCGCAUAAAAAUACACAAUACUUAAUGGAGCUUAAAUUAAUACUUACAUAAAUGCAUCUGUUAUUUACAAUCGGCUUUUUUAUUACUCAAAGCUGACCCUAAAUAUAACCAUAAUCUUCUCGCUGAGAAAUGAAAUUGCCUAGACGUUUAUAUUUCUCUAUUUACAAAUUCAAUGAAUAUAAAUAUGAACUGAUUGAUGUAAUUCUGUUGCAGAUCGCCUGCACUGUGGUAGCUGUAUUACUUCACUAUUUCUUGUUGGUGUCAUUUUCGUGGAUGUUAGUGGAAGGCGUGUACCUUUACUUAAUGGUCAUAACUGUCUUUGAAAACAACAAAGAACAACUACGCAUUUUCGGAACAUGCUCAUAUGGUAGGUAAGCUCUAUAUUUAUGGCAUUCAGCUUCCCAUCAGUCAGACAUCAUUAAAUGUUAUCAGAAGAUCUGACGUUUUUAUUUUAUCUACUAGGUCUGCCAGGAAUAAUAGUUCUUAUUUCAGCAAUUGUGGCGCAUGAUGGUUACGGCACAGAUUUAAGGUAAUUUAUACGGUUCAUUACCUUUUUCUGCUCUCGUUAGAAAAUAAAUAUACGCAAUAAAAGAAUUGUCGGAUACUUUACUUGUGAAGAAUGAGUGGUACGGUAUGAUGCAGCGUUUUGUCUCGGCCAAUAGGUACAUUUGAAAGCUUGUCUAAUUCUAGUGUAAGUGACCCCGUUGAGCAUUGUUUUCAAAGCCUCGUCUACAGUUCAAACGUUAGUAGUGUGUCCUUUUAUCGCAAAAAUAUUACCAAAUGAAAAAAAGUGGUUGUCAAUACUUGAACAUGAUGUAAAAAGAUGGCAACGAAACAAUCUGGAUGCUUUGUCCCAUCAUUUUGUUAAAUGAUCAUAUAUUCUCAAUGUUCUUAGCUGUUGGCUGUCUACGGCGAAAGGCGUUAUAUACGCCUUUGUGGGACCAGCACUGGCAAUAAUCUUGGUGAGUAGGAUAGCUGAAUUAUUCCACUUAGAGAUGUGUGGUCACUUAGAAAGCUAAAGCUGCUUCCUUUCCGUCGUUUGCCUCUUAGUAUUUCUCUUCACAAGCUAGGCGUGAGGAACGACAGAAGAUUCGCCAUGUUGAGUUAUCUCAACUCUGUCGAACCAAAUUGUUAGCCAGCUACCUUUUUAAUUUCCACAGAGAAUUAUUUUCGUAAGACGAUAAACUAUAACAUUCCAUGGCCAUUUCGCUUUCAGGUGAACGCCGUAAUCCUUAUCAUGGUGAUAAGAGAGAUCAUCAAGGUACAAACAAAUGGAGUCUCUCACUCGACAAAAUUUGAUCUUAUCAAGUAAGCAACCUAAGUUUUUCACCAUCAUUCAUAAUUGAUGCCAUAGUGAAACGUCUUUUCUUACCCAGACAAUUCAUUGCCGCAAUGAUCGAUUAUUAUUAAUUAAUUCCUUCCAUAUUGACAUCAUCAGAUCUGGUUUCAAGUCAACGGUCGUUCUUUUUCCUUUACUGGGUGUAACCUGGUUGUUUGGUAUUUUGGCGUUGGACAGGAACACGAUAACGUUUCAGUACCUGUUUGCUCUUUGUAAUUCACUGCAAGGUUUCUUCAUUUUCGUGUUUCACUGUCUACUUAAUUCAGAGGUAAGAAAAUGCACUACAUAUCUUUUAUCAUUCACUCAUGGGGCCACUUACAAAAGAAAACAUACGACUAAAGCGGAUGGUGUCCAGUGAGAAGAAUGAAAAGCAGUUUGUUCAGAAAAAAAAUCCCAAAAAGGCUAGAUACACCGUUUUGACAUACUAUGCUUUCCGCUUAAGCGGUGGAGAUUUAAGUAGAGCGUUCAACUUUAGUUCAAAUAACGGUGAAAUGGACGCAUAUAAUUUCCUCUCCACAGAGGAUCAGAAUAGUUACUUCAAUCUAUAUACAUAUGCGUACUUAAACUCAUACCUGAGGCGUUAAAGAUCCCAUCACAGCUCAAAACUCAAUCGUUUCUGCUCUUUACCAUCCUUUUAUCCUUUAGGUUCGCAAGGUUAUACAACGGAAGAAAGAAAUAUGGUCUAGCCGUCGAACAACCCUCUUCUCGCCUUCAACGACCACACCCUCUUCUGCCGUUGCAGCUUCAACAUCUCACGGAACUACGCUAUCGGUAACUGUUCUUAUGAAAAUAUCAGUGAAAUCAGGGGUGUAGCUAUGUUUUUUUAAGGGGGUAGGACCAGUCAAGGCUUUAAAUUUCUGCGCACAGUUAAAAGGACCGGUUAGUGGAAUAUCUAGCAUUGGCAACAUUUUAUCUCAGGUAAAGUCUAAGGAUGCGCACGUUUUCUCAAACCUCAAUUUUAAGAUUUUUUCUAUGUCGUACAUCAAAGGGCAUCCUCAGCAUAAUUUAUCAUUACUUACUUAAUUUUCCUUGAUGUGUAUUUUAAAGGAUGUGAAUAUGAUGUCUGUUUCUGAUGAUGCCAGCAACAGGAAGCUCGCAACCGGCAGUGGUAAUUGCAAAUCUAAACUUCUACCUAAAGAAAACGGCAAUGAUGCUUCUCAAAACGCGAACGACCGAGUACCUGUUUCAACGGAUGACGCAAACAAGGGUCUUUCGAUGGAAAACUCAUCACCCGCUUGGCUUUCCAAGACUGAACACGAUCCAGGGCCUAAACGAAUAAAACUUCCUCCAGUCACGGUUCCAGAAAAUGCCAAACGAAAGCAGAAAAGAAUCACAAACAAAAACUUAAAACAGGGGAGCAAAGGAAAGCUUAACACAGCGAUCGAACCUCUACAAGAGGAGACUUGAAUAAGUUCAUUAAACUGUACUCUUACAGUGGUAAAAUAAUUAUCCAUAACCAGCUGUGGGGCAGAACCUACCCACGAAGGCAACUUUGGUCCGGGAACUGUGAAAAAACUGCCGUUGGACGCUAAGGCAGAACAGAUAGUCCUGAACCACGCACACAUUUUCUUUUUACAAUCAAGACCGCAGGAAUGACAUUAUCACUCAUGUAUAGUUUGAAUUUUUUCAUUUCUACCAAUGAUGAAAUUGUCUACAAAAAUACUUGAACUUCAUCAGCUGACUGUCUGGUUUAGUGCAAAAAAAUUGUAACAUUCUAAUAAACCGCUUCGUUC
Molecule: messenger RNA, 11144 nt
Organism: Pocillopora meandrina
Lineage: Eukaryota; Metazoa; Cnidaria; Anthozoa; Scleractinia; Pocilloporidae
Source: the annotation of a GenBank genome assembly